This is a messenger RNA of Urocitellus parryii (Arctic ground squirrel), 1988 nucleotides long. RefSeq names its product complexin 1 (gene Cplx1). Gene Ontology annotation, cellular component: SNARE complex; terminal bouton. Gene Ontology annotation, biological process: regulation of neurotransmitter secretion; neurotransmitter transport; synaptic vesicle exocytosis. Lineage: Eukaryota; Metazoa; Chordata; Mammalia; Rodentia; Sciuridae. The record is from RefSeq and is a predicted model, not a curated record. Gene Ontology annotation, molecular function: syntaxin binding.
CCGCCGCAGCGCCUGGGCGCCACAUGGACCCGGCCGGCCUGAGCGCGCGCUGCCGCUGACCGCCGCCGCCCGCCCGCCUGGGAAGGUAGAGGACGCCUGCCCCACUUGAAUGUGAGAUCCAGGAGUGGUCCCAAGGAAUCAAGCCAUCACCAUGGAGUUUGUGAUGAAACAGGCCCUGGGAGGAGCCACCAAGGACAUGGGGAAGAUGCUAGGUGGUGACGAGGAGAAGGACCCUGAUGCCGCCAAGAAGGAGGAGGAGCGCCAGGAGGCGCUGCGGCAGGAGGAGGAGGAGCGCAAGGCCAAGUAUGCCAAGAUGGAGGCCGAGCGCGAGGUCAUGCGGCAGGGCAUCCGUGACAAGUAUGGUAUCAAGAAGAAGGAGGAGCGCGAGGCGGAGGCGCAGGCGGCCAUGGAGGCCAACUCUGAGGGCAGCCUGACUCGCCCCAAGAAACCCAUCCCUCCGGGCUGCGGGGACGAGCAGGAGGAGGAGGAUGAGAGCAUCCUGGAUACAGUCAUCAAGUACCUGCCUGGGCCACUGCAGGACAUGUUCAAGAAGUAGCGCCCGACCUGGACAGUGCCGGGAGCYGGAGCCCCCGCCCCGCCCCCUGUACAGACAGACCCUUGCGGAGGCCCGGAAAGGACAUCGGGAGCAGAAGCAGCACCCCCAAUGCCAAUAUAAGCCAUAGUCCUAGGUCCAUCCUGCCCGCGCCCUUCCCGCCUCGGGAGCCUCCACCCUUUCUUUCCCCGCACUGCCAUCAACACCCCCAACCCUGGGUAAGGGCGCAACCCGGGGCCCCUGCAGUCCGUGCCCCUCUCCGUGCUCCUUUGCCUGCUGGUGGUCGGCCCACCCUCCACUACUGUCCUUGCGUUUGCCGCCCACCCAGCCAGGUGGAGGUCAGGGACCUUAAGGGUCAGCCCCUCGACCCUGGGUGCAACAGCCCUGCAUGGGUGGCGCUUGUGGGGGCUCAAACUCAGGAGCACAGCCAUAGUGGGGGCAGUAGCUGAUUGUGCUGAUUGGGCUGGUGCCUGUGCCCUUCCUGAGGCCGGCCAAGCUCCAAGCCUUUACCCCAUGCACCAACCUGGGUCGCUGGACCCUGCUUCUGUCUUCCUGUCCGCUGGCUGCCCACCCCCUCGCCUCUCCAUUGCGGCCCCAGCAUUCUCUGUCCCUCUCUUCUAAGGAAUACCAUGCCACAGGGAACAAAGCAAUAGGUUUGGGGGAUUCUCAGACAAUUCUGAGUCCCUAGGCACCCCUUUGUAGCACGCACCAAGUCGGGCCUCUCCCUGGUGGCCUGUCCUCCAUGGGGGUGGCUGUUGUUCCUCGGGGAACCCGGUAGCCACCCACUCCACUCCCACCUUCCAGAGCUAGGGAGGCCGGUGGCUGGAGGGUGCGGGCCCUGGGCUGGGGCCACCAAUUGGUCCCUCGUGCAACCCAGUGGAGUUUAGCCAAAAGGCCUGGCCACCCCGAGCCGCCCAUCCCUGUUUGCCUCCAUCCUGUUUAAUUUGCAUCACAAUCCGUUGAAUCUCAGGUAAAUGAGGUCUCUGUAUUUGAUGAGUUUUAUCUCCACYGAAAGGCCGUUGUCUUGGUCCCCUGGCCCUUUCUGUUCACAUCAAAACUUCAUUAAGUGUCCACGAGUUGCGGGCCAGGGGCGUGGCCUGGGGCCUUCAUGACCUUACAUAGCUCUUUAGAGAAGCCAUAACAAUUAGACUGCAAUACUAACUAUGAACGCCCCUCUGUCUGUGGCAGCAGGAGCUYGCCUGGCGCACAUGCGCCGGGUUUGCCCUGCGCCUCUGGGGUCCGCGUCUUUUUAAAAUGCCUGUUAUCACACGUUGAGCAGACUGGGCGUUCUCUCGCGUUAACCCCGCAUCCUGUUCCCAGCACAUGGGGCGCCCGGCCGCCAAGCUUACCGUAGACUGUGGGUGUUACCUGUCCGUCUGUCCCUGAGCCUCCUCCUGCAUGCCGGGGGCCCUCAUGUGUGUUCUCUCCAGAUGGA